Messenger RNA from Lobosporangium transversale, 1730 nucleotides. RefSeq lists its product as hypothetical. NCBI's taxonomy places the organism in Eukaryota, Fungi, Mortierellomycota, Mortierellomycetes, Mortierellales, Mortierellaceae. The record is from RefSeq and is a predicted model, not a curated record. Bases 52 to 1674 code for a protein of 540 amino acids. The transcript is spliced from 2 exons.
UGGACAAAGAGUGUGCAACCUGUGCAACAAAACAAAAAAAAAAAAAAAUGAAUGCCAGCUGUGGGAACAGGUUCACCAGCAUCUUCUCUCUACAACCUUUACAACAUGAACAAUCUAAAAGUGAAUCCUUUGGAGCUCCCAGAAAUCAUCUCGCCUGUUGGAGACUUUCUCGAGCGAAAUGACCUCCUGAACUGCAUCCGCGUCUCCAAGACUUUUCAUAGUACCCUUAUCGGGCAUAUAUGGAAAGACGUCCUUGUCGCCGAAUCCUAUUCCAGAUGUCCUACUGGCGAAACACUACAGAAACACAAGAAAUACAUUGAAGCGAUAACAUUUCGAAGUGAUGAUGAACCAGACGCGUUUCUUAGAUUAAUAAUGAAAUGUUUUGACAUUCCAUACGAGUAUUGGUCAUUGCAGGGAUGUGAUCGCCUCCAGUUCAUCGCAUUCGAAGGAUGGAACUGUUACGAGCCGAAUGACCAUUUGAACCUCCUCCUCAAGAACCACAACUCUACCAUCACCAGACUUUGCUUUAAAAAUACUCAAACAUCGCGUGAACUCUGGGAAACAUUGCUGGGAUGUACCAACCUCGAGCGUCUAGAAGUAUCUGACGAAGAUAUAGACGACGAAAUCGAUGUAUUCCUCCAAGUGUGCAAGAAAAUUAAGUACUUGUACUUGAAUGGACUAUCCUUAAACCGGCUACCUGCCAGCUUCCUUAGUAAUGAGGACAGUGAUUAUAAUCUCUCAAAUAUUCACACACUAAGUCUUAAGAACAUCCGAGUAUACAGCCAGGACUCGUACACAAAAGCAUAUUGCCUUGGGGUGUUGGUCAGAAGAUGUUCAGGAUUGCGUGUACUGGAAUUUUUUGAUUCCUACGAAUCAUUUUCAUUCCAAUAUGAGCAAUACGGCGAUGUUUUCUACAAGGAAGUAUUCCUUCAGCAUCCCUGGACUCAGGAUAACUUGUCAGAGCUGAUUUUGACAAACGCGCAGUUAAAAGACGAGAGCACGGCGAGAUUGCUCAGACGGAUGCCUGGAUUAAAACGGCUAGACAUCUUUCGUGAAGUCGGUCAGCUGUCUCUGCAGGAAUUGCUAUCUGACAAGCAAGAGGCUUUUGAUAAUGGACAAAUGGUAUGGAAGACAAGGCCGCAGAAGCUUUGUGAAACUGUUGAAAGAUUGGUGGUCGAACUGGACGACGGAAACGAGGGAGUUGCUCAAGCUAUUUUAUCCAUUUGUCCACUCCUGAAGAAGUUUGUGGGACCUAAAAUCACCAUGACGGAGAUUGCCAAUGGAGCAGAAUGGGUGUGCACUGGACUGACCGAAUUGACUGUUUAUCUGGAGGUAGACAUUGAUCAAGAGACUACUGAGGGCAUGGAGAAGACACGUAGUGUCUUUAAGCAACUUGGGAAAUUGACUCAACUACGGUCUCUUAAGUUAACAAAGCGGGACUCAAAUGAUAGCGAAACGCGGGCGCUGGAUUUGAGACUAAGAACUGGUCUAGAUGAGCUAGCCAACCUGAAGUGGCUGCGUGUACUAUCGUUCAGCAAUGAUGAUCACCAAGAAAUAGAUCUUGAAGAAGCGACAUGGAUCGUGGAGAAUUGGCCAAGAAUCAAGUACUGGAAUGGCAAGUUGAUGUGUGAUUUACUUGCGCCACACAAUAUAGAUAUUGGGCAAAAAGACUGAAAUACAUGCAUCUUAUAAGGUAGUCAAUCGGAUGAGACUUGUGAUAGAAAUAAAAG